AUGAGCGACACGAACGCAACUAACGACAUCAACCCCGAUGCGGGUUGGAAAUUCAAUGCCAGACCUCAAUCAACACUUGCUCGCGACUUCUCCGCCGCCUUGGACGACCUAUUCAAACUGAAUGGCAUUGGCGCAUUGGAGGAAUCCGUUGUACAAAAGAAGGAUACAGUCCAGUCACAAAGAUACCAACUAGAAGACCUCGAUGCCAAAUUACGAGAAACCGACGAGAAACUCAAGCGGCUUGAAGCGAAACAGCGUCGACAAAGCCAGAUGACGGGCCAACACAGGCACCCUGUUUCAUCCCUCUUCUCUACUGACAAUGACGCUGAAGAUAGCAGCGGCGACAGUGAUGCCCAAGGACGGUCCUCCCCACAAGGUGAAGAGGAAUCAAGAUAA
Molecule: messenger RNA, 396 nt
Organism: Rhinocladiella mackenziei CBS 650.93
Lineage: Eukaryota; Fungi; Ascomycota; Eurotiomycetes; Chaetothyriales; Herpotrichiellaceae
Exons: 3
Coding region: 1-396 (131 amino acids)
Source: RefSeq, a predicted model, not a curated record